AUGCCGAAGGACGUAUGUGUAACGAGUUUCAACAAGGUGCUGUUGCAAAAGGAAGAGUUAGAACAGAAACAGCUGCAUCUACUACAGGUGGUAGAGAGCGAGAGGACCUCACGCUGGCAGUAUGCGCAGCAAUGCGACGAACUCGCCAACGAAGUGAAGAAAUUGAGAACUGAGCUAUGCACGUAUAAGAAAGAGCACGAGACUCCAACACGUGCGGCUUCCAUCUCCAGCUCUUCGCCAAGCCACUCACCGGACAUUGACCCUGCUGAACUUAAGAAGAUCAAGAAAGUACAGAGUUUCUUUCGAGGCUGGCUGUGCCGUCGGCGCUGGAAGCAGAUCGUGGAUGAGUACAUCAAGAGUCCACACGCGGAGAGCAUGCGGAAGAGAAACAGUCUUGUCUUCAAGAUGGUCGAGGCCGAAGAAGAAUAUCUCGAGCAGAUGGAGAUUUUGGUGACCUGCUAUCUCCGGCCCUUCAAAAUGGCGGCCAGCUCCAAGAAACCUCCGUGCACCCACGAGGACGUCAACUCCAUCUUCUUGAACAGCGAGACCGUCCUGUUCCUUCACCAGAUUUUCUUCAAAGGUCUAACGUCUCGAAUGGAAUCCUGGCCAACGUUGGUCUUAGGAGACCUAUUCGACAUGCUGCUGCCGAUGCUGACGAUCUACCAGGAGUACGUGAGGAACCAUCACUACUCCCUUCAGGUUCUCACAGAGUGUAAGCAGACCCAGCCGUUUGCCCAACUCCUGGCACGUUUGGAGAGCAAGCCAGCCUGUCAGAGCAGGAGUCUCGAGACGUUUCUCACGUAUCCUAUGCAUCAGAUCCCGAGGUAUAUAAUAACUUUGCACGAGCUCCUGGCGCAUACACCGCACGACCACGUAGAGCGCCGCAGUCUACAGCACGCACGCGCGCAGUUGGAGGAGCUCUCUCGACAGAUGCACGACGAGGUCAGUGAGACGGAGAAUUUGAGAAAGAAUCUAGCUGUGGAGCGCAUGAUAAUUGAAGGAUGUGACAUUUUGCUUGAUGUGAAUCAAGUAUUCAUUCGUCAAGGAACCUUAUCUCAAGUGGUAGGAAAAGGUCGUCGAGCAUCUCUUCAGACUCGUCAAGCAUUUCUAUUCAGCAAUCAUCUUCUGCUGGCAACAAGAGCUACUGGUGGAAGACUUCAUCUACCCCCAUCUGCCAGACUGCCCUUGCAUGAUGCCUUACUGAUUGAAGACCCAGGGAACGAAAAUGAGGACGAUUCUACUUCAGUGUGCUCAUCCCCGGGAGGCGACAUCUACCAAGGGAAGGACUUCAAGAUACUUGUCGAAGUUAAAGGCGAGCAGAUUUGUGCGCACUUGGUGGCGGGCAGUGUGGAAGACAAAGCAGGCUGGACGAGCGAGUUGGCGCAAUGCAUGGAGAGCGCGGCGCUGACGGAGUUGCUGCGCGCGUGCGGUGCGUGCGGUGCAUCAUCAGCCAGCCUGCCUGCCUGCCGCUCCGACCGCGCGCUUUUCACCGAUGACGUAGACAUUCGCUUUAGCCGAACGCUCAACUCCUGUAAAGUGCCGCAGAUACGUUCCGCCACACCGCAGAGACUCCUGCAGAGACUCACAGAUCUACGUUUCCUGUCGGUGGAUUUUUUGAACACCUUCCUACUCACAUAUCGAGUGUUCACUGAUGGAGUCACAAUACUUGAAGCCCUCAAGCAAGUGUUCUAUGAGCAGUCACAACAAGAAAUGGAGUUGGCCCCACCACCGGAUACAUCUGCCAUCAGAAAAGCAAGUGGAGCUAGUUCGGUUUCUGGAUACGGCUCCGAAUACAGCGAUAGAGACUGGCAGUCGAGGCGAAGAAGAAGACAAACUAUCGCCUUUCUUGAUGGCGCCGUCACGCAAAUCUUCAACAGUAAGCAAGGUACAUCUCCAUCAUCUCCAGGAGCGAUUAGCUCUGUAACUUUGGUUGGGAGUCCAAAGAAAUCAAGUCCAAGUCAUGACCAGUCUACUUCUAAAAUUAAAUCACCAAUUAAAGACAAUGAUGCAGCUGCAGCACUCAUGAAAGACGAGAGUAUAGAGAUGGUUGAUCAAAGCGACGAAGAUAUCAAAUACAAAGAAGAAGAAUCAGAAAAAACUAAAAAGAAGCCAAACGAAAAGUUUAAAAUAUCUCAGAGAUUUUCAGAGCGCGUGCGUACAAUGUCGGAGAGUCCGCGGCGCCUGCAGCCUUCAGCUGCUGCUGCUUCUGCUGCUGCUUCCGAAGCGCGACGCCGCUCUGAAAGCGCUCACGAUACAAACAACGGCAAUGCACCCGACGAACCAAGACGAGCUUCUGAUUCUGGGACGCGAUUCGCUGCUAGAAGAUCUGUCAGGAGCAGUACAUCCACGGCAGCAGCAGCAUUUGCGGUGGCUACAUCAGCAUCUUCUAAUCCAAGGUCACCACCACCAACAUCUCCACCUGCAACUAGAAGAGAUUCUGUUAUAUCUACUGCUGCUACUAUGAGAGUUCUCAAUGUUUUAAGACAUUGGAUAUCCAAGCACUCACACGAUUUCUGGUCAGAUGAACGCCUACGAGGACUAACAAUGGACUUUCUUAAAGAGAUAGAGGGCAGCCCAGGAUUACUUCCAGCGGAACAUAAGGCUGCUGCACAACUGCUUCGACUACUGGAACGAGCACCAGAUAGACCUGUGGAUUUAAAGAUAUUGUUUGCUACACCUCGGGUGCUGACUAAAGAGAGCGUGGAAACACUAUCAGCUCUUGAAAUUGCAGAGCAAAUGACAUAUUUGGACUUUCAGAUCUUCAGUUCAAUUAAUAGCGAGGAGUUUCUAGGCCAGGCAUGGACAAAAGCAGACAAGGCUGAGAGAGCCUCACACAUUCUAAUGAUGACAUCUCAUUUCAAUCACAUUUCAAACCUUGUUAUAUCUGAAAUUUUAAAGAAGUAUACUUUAGCCGGUCGUGUGGCAGCAAUAGAGAAAUGGGCAGCAGUGGCGGAUAUAGCACGCUGUCUGCACAACUUCAACGGAGUUUUACAAGUGUGUGCAGCGCUCUCAAACACGUCGGUGUACCGACUCAAGAAAACUUGGGAGAAAGUAUCUAAGACCAGCAAACAAACGAUAGAGCGGAUGCAAACUAUUAUCUCAUCGGAGUGUCGAUUUAGGAUCCUGAGGGAUGCCUUGCACAGGUGUGACCCUCCAUGUAUCCCGUACUUGGGAAUGUACCUAUCAGACCUUUCGUUCAUUGAAGAAGGAACCUCCAAUUACACGCCUGAUGGGCUACUCAACUUUUCAAAGAUGCGAAUGAUUGCACAUGUAAUUCGAGAAAUCAGGAACUUCCAGCAGACUCCCUAUAAAAUUGAUCAUAUACCAAAAGUAUGUGACUUCCUCCUGGACAAGUCGCUGGUGAUCGCCGAAGAGCGACAGUACCUCCUGUCACUGGAGCUGGAGCCGCGCGUGGCGCGUGGCUCAGGCGCAGGACUGAGCAGCGGCGCGAGUGCGGCGUCGCCGGGCUCCUAG
This is a messenger RNA of Arctia plantaginis, 3474 nucleotides long. Lineage: Eukaryota; Metazoa; Arthropoda; Insecta; Lepidoptera; Erebidae. The record is from the annotation of a GenBank genome assembly.